This is a messenger RNA of Aegilops tauschii subsp. strangulata, 2209 nucleotides long. RefSeq names its product glucan endo-1,3-beta-glucosidase GV. Gene Ontology annotation, molecular function: hydrolase activity, hydrolyzing O-glycosyl compounds. The record is from RefSeq and is a predicted model, not a curated record. Gene Ontology annotation, biological process: carbohydrate metabolic process. Lineage: Eukaryota; Viridiplantae; Streptophyta; Magnoliopsida; Poales; Poaceae.
ACCAGUCCAAGUCCAAGUUAGGCACGACCGGAAUACAUGCAUGCAUGCUGCGAUUAGCCUCAAAAAUUUGGUUGCAAUAUCGAUCGUCUUACACAGAGAAAUGUAGCAAUAUUUUUCUCCAUGUUUUUAAGCUAGCGUUGGUGCCGGCUAUAAAUUCCACCACGCCCACGAUCACUCACAACUCAUCAGCUCGAUCGUCGCCACAUUUACACACUACCGAGAGCAUCGAUCGCGCUGAUGACUCGCCUCCUCAUCGUCCUCCUCGGUGCCGCAUUGCCGCUCCUCUUCUCCCUUGCAGAGGGGGGCGAGGUGGGCGUGUGCUACGGGAGGGUGGCGACUGAUCUGCCGGAUCCGGCGUCCGUGGUGCAACUACUCAAGAAAAACAGCAUCACCAUGGUGAGGAUAUACGACACCGACCCCACGGUGCUGCGCUCGCUGGCCAACACCAACAUCAAGGUGACGGUGGAGCUGACCAACGAGGAGCUGCCGCUCGCGGCGGCCGACCAAAAUAAUUUCGCGCUCCGGUGGGUGCAGAGCAACGUGAAGGCCUACUACCCGGCCACGCUGAUCAAUGGCGUGACGAUCGGGAACGAGGUCUUCAAAGAGGCUAGCCAUCUAAACUCUCAGCUCGUCCCGGCCAUGAAGAACGUGCAGGCGGCGUUGGCUAAGCUGGGCCUGGCGGACGCCGUGAAGGUGACAACGCCCAUCGCGUUCGACGCGCUCAAGACGUCGUUCCCACCAUCCGCCGGCGCGUUCAAGGAUGACAUCGCACUGUCGGUGAUGAGCCCCAUGGUCGACUUCUUGCAACAGACCGGGUCGUACCUCAUGGUGAACUUCUAUCCGUACCUUGCGUACCUGGAUACCCCUGGCAUGUCAAUUAACUACCUCUUGUUCCGCCCCAAUAACGGCGUGCCUGACACUGUUAGCGGGCAAACCUACUUCAGCCUCUUCGACGCCGAGCUCGACGCAGUCUACUAUGCGAUGGAGAAGCUCCCGUCGUCCAGCAUGCACGUUGGGGGGAUGAGGAAGCUCACGGCAGGAGGCGGAAGCCUAGACGUCCACCAAGGAGAGCACGGGCACCCAAACAAAGGCCACAAAGGGGUGGGAACCCCACAAAACGCCCAAGAUUUCAUGGCUGGUCUCACCCUCCAAGUGCUGCAGGGUAACUCUGCCACCGCCGCCGCAAACGGGCACAACCUGCUCGCCGCCAGCGCCGUCCGCGGCACCCCGCACCGGCCCAACGCCGAUCUGAACGUGUACAUCUUCGCCCUCUUCAACGAGAACAAUAAGCCCGAAGACGAGCAGGACUUCGGGUUGUUCUACCCGAACCAGCAACCCGUGUACCCGAACCCGAUCGACUUCGUUCAUGGCGGCACCAUCGGCGGGCCCUUGCAGGCAAGCUAUUGCGUGGCGAACGCGGCGGUCGGGGACGUGGCCUUGCAGGCGGCGCUAGACUACGCGUGCGGCAACGGGGCGGACUGCAGCGCCAUCCAGUCAGGCAAGCCCUGCUACGAGCCCAACACCAAGCUCGCGCACGCGUCCUACGCCUUCAACGACUACUACCAGAAGAACGGCCGGGUCAGGAGCGCUUGCGACUUCAGCGGCGCCGGCACCAUUGUGAACCAGGCACCAUCAGGUGCAUGCGACCCGAGCCCGAGCUGGUGCGUGGCGAACGCGGCGGUGGGCGACACGCGUCUGCAGGCGGCGCUGGACUACGCCUGCGGCCGCGGCGGCGCGGACUGCACAGACAUCCAGCCCGGAGCACGGUGCUUCGACCCCGACACCAAGGUCGCGCAUGCGUCCUUCGCGUUCAACAGCUAUUACCAGCGGCGUGGCAGGGCCACCGGAACGUGCGACUUCGCCGGCGCCGGUACCAUUGUCCGGCAGGCACCAAAGAUCGGCAACUGCGUGCUGCCGUCAAGGGCCUGAGGUGAAGAAUUAAACUAGCCAAGGCCAAGCUUUGCUACCCUACCUACGAGAUUAAGCAAUAAUCAUCUGCUGUCAACAAAGUCUAGUUUUCAAAGUUUAGUCUGGCUUGGUCCUUUGAGAACGUUGCCUUUUUGUUCCCUUAGCCCUGCGUGGCCAGUUUCAGGUUUUUAUUUUUAUUUUUUUGGCUUAGCUACUCUGGCAUGGCCUUAACGCUAUAAACUGUCAUGGCUUUGGCUUGCUCCAUUUUAAUAAAAAAAAGGCAGGGGGGUUCAUUAAAAAA